Molecule: messenger RNA, 798 nt
Organism: Phalaenopsis equestris
Lineage: Eukaryota; Viridiplantae; Streptophyta; Magnoliopsida; Asparagales; Orchidaceae
Product: 40S ribosomal protein S14
Exons: 6
Coding region: 125-580 (151 amino acids)
Biological process (GO): maturation of SSU-rRNA from tricistronic rRNA transcript (SSU-rRNA, 5.8S rRNA, LSU-rRNA); ribosomal small subunit assembly; translation
Cellular component (GO): ribosome; cytosolic small ribosomal subunit
Molecular function (GO): mRNA 5'-UTR binding; small ribosomal subunit rRNA binding; structural constituent of ribosome
Source: RefSeq, a predicted model, not a curated record
UGAUGCCGUCGUUUAGGUUCCUAUAAACCCUUUGUAUGCCGAAGCUCCUCCUUCGCAUUUUGCAGAGUGCGGCGGCGCAAUUAGGGUUUGAUCCUGUUCUUCAUCUACAGCAGCAGCCGGAGUCAUGUCGGGAAGAAAGAAGACCAAGGAGCCCAAAGAGGAAACCGUGACUCUUGGACCCAAAGUACGUGAUGGGGAGAUUGUGUUUGGUGUUGCCCACAUCUUUGCAUCUUUCAAUGACACUUUCAUCCACGUUACUGACUUAUCUGGUAGGGAAACACUCGUACGUAUCACAGGAGGGAUGAAAGUUAAAGCUGACCGAGACGAAUCAUCACCAUAUGCCGCUAUGCUUGCAGCACAAGAUGUUGCACAACGAUGCAAGGAACUUGGCAUUUCUGCACUGCAUAUUAAGCUCAGGGCCACUGGUGGGAACAAGACCAAAACUCCGGGUCCCGGUGCCCAGUCUGCUCUUAGGGCUUUAGCACGCUCUGGAAUGAAAAUUGGCCGCAUUGAGGAUGUGACACCAAUUCCCACCGAUAGCACCCGUAGAAAGGGCGGCAGAAGGGGAAGAAGACUAUAGUUUCAUUCUUCGGUACCUUCUUCUGUUAUAUGGUCGAUUUGUCGAAGAUGGUAAUUUAAGAAUUUUGUUGACUGUAGCUGUCUUUGUUGUCUCUGCUAUGUGAGAUUUCAAUUAUAUUGCGGACAUCUGAAGUCUUUGAAAUUUUUUUUUUCACUGUUCUGAAUUAGAAUUUUUUAAAACCAGACUUAUUAUUUGUUGCUUUUCCUUAUUUGGUGUUG